This is a messenger RNA of Ostreococcus tauri, 1818 nucleotides long. Its product is annotated as DNA-repair protein, UmuC-like, N-terminal. The transcript has a single exon. The record is from RefSeq and is a predicted model, not a curated record. Gene Ontology annotation, molecular function: damaged DNA binding; DNA-directed DNA polymerase activity. Gene Ontology annotation, cellular component: nucleus. NCBI's taxonomy places the organism in Eukaryota, Viridiplantae, Chlorophyta, Mamiellophyceae, Mamiellales, Bathycoccaceae. The coding region runs from base 1 to 1818 and encodes 605 amino acids. Gene Ontology annotation, biological process: error-prone translesion synthesis.
AUGGACGACGACGACGACGAGACGAGCGACGACGCGUGGGACGACGACGCGAGCGAUGGGACGGAUGUGACCGAGGGCUGGGGAGCGCGCGACGCGGGCGCGGACGCGGUGGGCGAGCGUGGGAGGGAUGAAGAGACGACGGUGCCGGAACGAUGCGAUCGAGACGUGGCGUCGACCUCGGCGCUGACGACGCGCGCGAGGAACGGCGAGGGCGAUGGGCCGAGAGAGAUGACGUUUGGAAGCGUGUUCACGCACGCCAAGGCUGGGAUGGAGACGGUGGAUCGAGCGAAGGUGCGACGGGUGAUUUACGGCGCCGUGGCGGGCACGGCGCAUCAUCAAAACGAAUUGAGAAAGGAGGCGAAGACGACGAAGCGGAUAGAGACGAUGCGGGCGCGGGCGAAGAUGAUGACGGCGAUGGAGUGGGAGAGCGCGGGGAAAACGAGCGAUGAACGCGUGCGGGAGUUGGAGAACGCGCGGGACACGUCGCGACGAUGGGUGGUCGUCGAUAUGGAUGGAUUCUACGCGGCGUGCGAAGAGUUGGCGAAUCCGGAGUUGAAGAAGGUUCCGGUCGCGGUCGCCGCGGGGCCUUCGUGCGUGCUCACGACGGCGAACUAUGUGGCGAGGAAGUUCGGCGUGAGGGCAGCCAUGCCAGGAUUCAUUGCGAAAAAGUUGUGCCCGGAGCUCGUCUUCGUCAAGCCAGAUUUCACAAAGUACGUCAAGGCUUCGAAAGAAUCGAGGAGCGUCUUCGCGCAAUAUAAUCCGGAUUACAUCGCCGGAUCACUCGACGAGGCGUACAUUGAGGUGACCGAGUACUGCAAGGAGCACGAUACGACCAUGGAGGCGAUUGCGGCGGAGAUUCGUGAAAAAGUGAAGGCGGCGACCGGCGGCUUGACGUGCUCCGUAGGCGGUGCGUGCUCAAGACGUCUGGCAAAGGUUUGCUCGGACUUCAAUAAACCGGAUGGACAGUACAUCUUAGAACCAUCACGCGAGGCGGCGUUGACGUUCUUGCGAGACCUUCCCGUUCGUAAGAUGUAUGGCAUUGGCAAGACGCUGGAGAGAGUGUUGAAUGAGUUUGACAUUGAGACGUGCGGUGAUUUACUCGACAAGCGCGCAUUGAUGUUAGCGCUAUUCACGCCAAAAUCGUUUGAGCACUUAAUUGGCAUUGCGCUAGGCGUUGGUACCGAAAGGCAUCCGCGGGAGGAACCCGACGGCAUCGCGCCUCGUAAGGGCGUCUCGAAGAGCGAAACUUUCGCAGCCACGAGCGACAAGACCUUCCUCGACGCAAAGAUGACAGAAAUGGCUACGAUGGUGGCGCUCGAAUGCCAAAGACUUAAUUUGAAAGGACGCAUGGUUGCCGUAAAACUAAAACGAAGCACAUUCGACGUGAUUCAGCGUCAAACGACGCUUGCGGGACCGACGAAUGAUGUCAAGACGAUUGUGAAUAGCGCUCUGCGACUGAUGCGAAACGAAAAUUCCAUCGGUGUGGAUAUGACGCUCCGUCUUGUCGGUGCACGCGUGUCGCAAUUCGACCACGAAGAAGCCGUGCCCGAAGAUCAAAAGCGCAUCGACACGUACCUAGCCACGUCGACGGCUGCCGCGCUGGCUGCAAACGAGGAGACAUGGACGUGCGACGAGUGUACGCGAGUGUUCCCAUUGAGAGAAAAGACUGAGCAUCUCGACUGGCACGUUGCGAGGCGUUUGCAGUCGCGCGACGAUGCGGAGCAAUGUCGCGCUCGACUCGCGUCGUCACACAAAGGGCCGACGUCAAAGAAGGCUCGCGGUAAACAACAAAAUUUGAAGGCAUUUUUCACCAUGUAA